Molecule: messenger RNA, 315 nt
Organism: Parnassius apollo (apollo)
Lineage: Eukaryota; Metazoa; Arthropoda; Insecta; Lepidoptera; Papilionidae
Source: the annotation of a GenBank genome assembly
AUGGAUUUUUUGCGUAAAGUUGCUAGACCUAAUCCUCCUCAAGAGUCUGUUGCGUCGCGUAUAUCUCAACCAGGGACAGAAGGCAGUACUCAGUUGUCUGAAAAUUCGCAACCAAGCACUUCUAAAAGACAAAAGACCAUGCCAACACAGCAACAUAUAAUGGACUUAGAUGUCAAAAUGAGCGAGUUUUUAGACAGCAGGCUAUCACAACAAACUGAUCCCCCAAUUUUAUCAUUUUUAAAAGUAUCCUACCCUCUGUUACGUCUUUCGACGAUGACGAAACGUUGGAGCUUCAAUCAGGUGUAUUAUCACUGA